UGUAUUCCUGAAGUUCUACCAGAGAUGUCGUCCUCAGGCAUGCCGAAAAUACCUGCCCCCCUAACCAACAUCAAGAUUCAGCACACUAAGAUAUUCAUAAACAAUGAAUGGCAUAACUCGGUGAGUGGCAAAAAAUUUCCUGUUCUCAACCCGGCAACUGAGGAGAAAAUCUGUGAAGUGGAAGAAGGAGACAAGGCAGAUGUUGAUAAAGCAGUAAAGGCUGCAAGAGAAGCUUUUCAGAUUGGUUCUCAAUGGCGAACUAUGGAUGCUUCACAAAGGGGACAGCUACUGUUCAAGUUGGCUGAUUUACUUGAAAGAGACAUUCUACUGUUGGCUACACUGGAAUCAAUGAAUGGUGGAAAACUAUUUCCUGUGGCAUAUAUGAGGGACUUACCAGCCACUAUCAAAAUCUUACGCUACUGUGCAGGCUGGGCUGACAAGAUCCAUGGUCAAACAAUACCUGCUGAUGGAGACUUCUUUACUUACACAAGACGUGAGCCUAUUGGUGUAUGUGGCCAAAUUAUUCCUUGGAAUUUCCCACUGCUUAUGCUUGCUUCGAAGAUAGGACCUGCCCUUUGCUGUGGAAACACUGUGGUUAUCAAACCAGCAGAGCAAACUCCUCUCACUGCUCUUCAUGUGGCAUCUUUAAUAAAAGAGGCAGGGUUUCCCCCAGGAGUGGUGAAUAUUGUGCCUGGUUAUGGACCCACCGCAGGAGCAGCCAUCUCUUCCCACAUGGAUGUUGACAAAGUGGCGUUCACAGGAUCAACAGAGGUUGGCAAAUUGAUCCAAGAGGCUGCUGGGAAGAGCAAUCUGAAGAGGGUGACCCUGGAGCUGGGCGGAAAGAGCCCCUGCAUUGUGUUUGCGGACGCGGACUUGGACAGUGCGGUUGAGUUUGCACACGUAGGAGUCUUCCAUCACCAAGGUCAAUGCUGUGUAGCUGCCUCCAGGCUUUUUGUGGAAGAAUCCAUUUAUGAUGAGUUUGUUCGAAGGAGUGUUGAGCGGACUAAGAAGUAUGUUCUUGGCAAUCCUCUGACCCCAGGAGUCAACCAAGGUCCUCAGAUUGACAAGGAACAACAUGAUAAAAUAAUCAAUCUCAUUGAAAGUGGGAAGAAAGAAGGGGCUAAGCUGGAAUGUGGAGGAGGCCCCUGGGGGAAUAAAGGCUACUUUAUCCAGCCCACAGUUUUCUCCAAUGUGACCGAUGAGAUGCGCAUUGCCAAGGAGGAAAUAUUUGGACCAGUCCAGCAAAUCAUGAAGUUUAAAUCUUUAGAUGAAGUCAUCAAGAGAGCCAACAACACUUUCUAUGGCUUAGCGGCAGGAGUCUUCACCAAGGACCUUGAUAAAGCUGUGACAGUGUCUGCUGCCCUGCAGGCUGGGACAGUGUGGGUGAAUUGCUACUUGGCAGGGUCUGCCCAUUGUCCAUUUGGGGGAUUCAAGAUGUCUGGAAAUGGACGAGAACUGGGAGAAUGUGGCAUAUAUGAAUAUACAGAGGUCAAAACAGUCACGGUGAAAAUUUCCAAGAAAAAUUCAUAA
Messenger RNA from Elephantulus edwardii (Cape elephant shrew), 1530 nucleotides. Its product is annotated as retinal dehydrogenase 1-like. The record is from RefSeq and is a predicted model, not a curated record. Gene Ontology annotation, molecular function: benzaldehyde dehydrogenase (NAD+) activity. The transcript has 13 exons. Lineage: Eukaryota; Metazoa; Chordata; Mammalia; Macroscelidea; Macroscelididae. The coding region runs from base 25 to 1530 and encodes 501 amino acids.